Molecule: messenger RNA, 1368 nt
Organism: Labeo rohita (rohu)
Lineage: Eukaryota; Metazoa; Chordata; Actinopteri; Cypriniformes; Cyprinidae
Gene: tnfsf18
Product: TNF superfamily member 18
Exons: 3
Coding region: 238-837 (199 amino acids)
Biological process (GO): immune response; T cell proliferation involved in immune response; tumor necrosis factor-mediated signaling pathway
Cellular component (GO): membrane
Molecular function (GO): tumor necrosis factor receptor binding
Source: RefSeq, a predicted model, not a curated record
CUACAGCGCUCCUCUUGGACAUCUGCUGAGAAACUCUAAACAGGAACACAGACACUCACUUACACAAACACCAAGCCAUCAUACAGGAAGCUUGACACAUUCUGAGGUUUGUCUACGGGCCAACCAGAAGACGAGAGGUGGAGGCCACGCUCAUUCUACAUCAUCAAUCCCAGUGUUUUCGACUCAGUUUGCUCACUCGUCUCUUACACUUGACCUGCACUGAGCCUGUCGGGCGUCAUGUCUCUAUCUGCCGAGUACUACACUGAUAAAACAGGUGACAGGGGUGGAGGAGGUGGAGCAGCUGCUUUGGCACAUCAGAGGAGGCUGAUCCAGGGAUUGCUUGUUUGGGCCACCCUGCUCACUCUAGGCUUGGGGGUAUCAAUAACUCUCCACUUCAUUCACAGAGAUUCGCCAGCUUCAAGUAAAGUGACGCAGGUUCCAGCAGACAACCAAGCUGAGUCGAAAGAUUCUUCUCUUAUGCGAUUCGCACCAGCCUGGGAUCGGAGAGAGAAUGUGACGUUUCUCACGUGGACAACAAAUAAUAUAGGUUUCAUCAAGGGAAAGCAAAAUCUGACGGUAACGAAGCAUGGCGAAUAUUUCCUGUACCUGCAGCUUACCCUUGACCAUCAGCAAAAAGCGAAGCAUACAAUCACUGUGCGAUCACAAAAACAAGAGAUUUUAAAAGGUUUUAUCAAUGGAUCAAAAUCUGUCUUCAUGGCUAAUGGCAUUUUCCUGGAUAACGACGAUAUUCUAACUGUGACCUGCGAGCCAGGAGCCAAAAUCAUGGACUCUCACGCUGAAAGCUACCUGGGUGUGAUCAAGCUUAAUUCAACCUGAAUCUAUUUCAAAGACUGAAAUGGAUUUCUGACAGUAUUGAAUGUGGACUCACUCUGCACUGAUCUGCUGGGUUUUAAAGUACACUGAAGGCAGUGUACGACAUGUUAGCUUUUUUAUUUAUUUCCUAAAGUGACAUCUCCAAAGCUCUCUGCCUUUAUUGCACUAUAGUUAAGCUCUUCCACACUCAAUGGAUGAAGUCUUAUUGAAUGUCCAUGUGUGGCCGAAAUUUGAUUGUUACCAAUGUAAAAUUGGCACCCUAAUGAUGCACUUUAUAUAUAUACACACAUGCAUGUAUAUAUAUUUGUGUGAAACCGACCCUUUGCUAAGGCCCUGAACUGCUCCAAAUAUUUCUUUAACACACUCAUUUAGGUAUUGUGAAUUCCUUCGUCCACACUACAACAAACACCUGAAGUUAGCAACAUACUUUUAGCAAAUGUAGGUCUCCUUACUGAGGCUAAACAUGUUUGUUUGAGAAUUGUGAUCAACACAUCAUUUCUGCAGCUAAAGGCCAAUAAACACUGAUUGUUUUCU